This is a messenger RNA of Cotesia glomerata, 3728 nucleotides long. RefSeq names its product interference hedgehog-like. The transcript has 6 exons. Bases 341 to 2764 code for a protein of 807 amino acids. NCBI's taxonomy places the organism in Eukaryota, Metazoa, Arthropoda, Insecta, Hymenoptera, Braconidae. Gene Ontology annotation, biological process: nervous system development; cell-cell adhesion; axon guidance. Gene Ontology annotation, molecular function: protein binding. The record is from RefSeq and is a predicted model, not a curated record. Gene Ontology annotation, cellular component: plasma membrane; axon.
AAAUUUAACUUAGUCUUCAGCGGCGUGCCUUAGAAACCUGUCGGUCUGCAUUCCAACGAUGUGUUGGACGCCAAGACGCCAAGAAGCAUCGUCGCGAAAUACAAGUGAGUAGAGUGUGCCUCGUUCGGCAACACCGCGUUGACCGUAAGCCACGGAAUUCGAGUAUAAAAAAAAAAUAAUAAAAUAAAAGUUGAAUCAGAAAACUCGAAGAAAGAGGUGGAACUAAGAAAAUGGAGUAAGUUAGUGAUAUUAUUUAUAAUUUUCUGUGACUUUUUGUGAAAAAUUUCAACUAUACAAUACCUUAAGAUAAACAGAGACAGCAUUUACAAGACAAUCACAAAUGGAACGUAUCAAGAUGGGACAAUUAACAUUCGAAGUUAUUGGUAUUUUCACAAUAUUUCUACUAUCCUUGGAUUUCAAUGUAUCCGCUUAUCGACAAGAAUCUGGAAUGUGGUUUACUUGGCACCCUCAGCCUUUAGAAGCUCCUCUCUAUGACGAAGUAGACUUUGAAUGCAGUUUAAACUUAGAAGCUGAUAAAUUUGCUUGGCGUCAUCGUGCGCUGAAUUCCAAACAUUGGGGUCCUCUUAUACCAAUGCCUAAUAGCGGAGGUAAAACUUCAAAAUUUGUCGUAAACUUUGAUAAUGAAUCUAAAGCUGGAGAUUACAGAUGUAUUGCAUUUUACGGCACAAGUGGUCUUGCAUCUGAACCAGGUAGAUUAAAACUUGCAAAGAUUGAUAAAUUUACUGACAAGGAUGAUAUUGAAAUACGGGUUCCAGUUGGAAACACUGUUCCAAUAACAUGUCCGGUACCAUUUUCGUCACCGGAAGCAAUUGUUCAGUUUUAUAAAAAUAAAAUUUUAUUAAAAAAUGUGAAUCUUAUUGGUGAUAAAACUAUGAUUAUUGAAAAUGCUCAGCUUUCAGAUUCCGGAAAUUAUGAUUGUACUGCUGAAAAUUAUAUUGUUACGGAAAACUACCGAAGCAAUUAUCAAACAAAAUUACAAGUUUACACAGAAAAAAAGAAUAUUAAUCCGUUCUUUAUUAAACAGCCACAAACAGAAUAUAAAGUAUUAAAAAACAGUAAUGUAACCUUAGAAUGUUUUGGUGCGGGUUAUCCUGUACCAAAAUUAUCAUGGUCAAGACUCGCAGGAUCUUUACCUCAGUCUUUUCAAUACAAACCUUCAGGAUUAAGUAUUACAAAUGUACAGCCUUCAGAUAGAGGAGAGUAUCAUUGCGUUUGGGCAAAUGAUAAUUAUAAUAUAAAAACUUCGAUAAUUUUAGAAGUUGUUGAACCUCCAAGAGUUGUUAAAGGACCUAAAACGUCAACAUUUUCUGAAGGUGGAUAUCUCGAGUUAUUUUGCAAUGUAACUGGUGUACCUGAACCGACAAUUGAGUGGUUAAUUAAUGGCGAAACACUUGAAUCAAGUUCCACAAUAGAAAUUAGAGGUCCCAAACUAAUUAUAGAUCCAGUAGAAAAAAGACACGCAGGAAUUAUUCAAUGCGUAGCUAGUAAUGAGUAUGGUUCUCAUUCAGGAUACAAUUUUUCAAAAGUAAAUCCUAAACAGCACAUGAGUGGUAGUAACAUGAAUUCACAUCAAGGAUCACACGGAGCUUCGGGUAAUGUUCAUAAACACAAUAAAGGUGGUAGUAGAAGAAAAAACAAAGAAAAUCAUCGUAAAGGAACUGAACUAGUUCCGCCAAACCCACCAGAAGUCACACGUCUCUCAGAUGUUUCCGUAAUGGUUCGGUGGACUGUACCUGAAGAAACCGGUCUUCCUAUUCAAUUCUUCAAGGUUCAAUAUCGAGAACUUGGACCGAAAGCAAAUAGCAAGCAAUCCAAGUGGAGCACUGCUAAUAUGGAAAUUCCAAAUCAUAUUAGAUCAUUUGAAGUGACAGACUUAGUACCAGAACGUACCUAUCGAUUUAGAAUUGCUGCUGUAUAUUCUAAUAAUGAUAAUCAACCUAGUGAGAAUUCGGAACGAUUUUAUUUAAAUCGUAUGUCAGGUUUCGAAACACAUAAAAUGCCCAUUCCAUUAUUAACAAAUACAGAAGCACUUGGACCAGACCGUGUACUUCUAAUUUGGCAGAAUCCUGAAAAAAUAGUUGAUAUCGAUGGCUUUUAUGUUUAUCAUCGCGCUUCAACAUCAGCUGGAGACUAUAUUAAAACUACUGUUGAAGGAAAAAAUUCAACUAAUAUUACGAUUUCUCAUUUACAACCAGACACAAAUUAUGAAUUUAAAAUACAAAGUUUUUCUGUUGACGCUGCUUCCGAAUUUUCAAAAAUAAUUCGUCAAAAAACAUUAAAAGCAGCUCCGGAACAACCUCCAAUACAACAAAUUUUACCCGAUGGCGGACCACAAAGUACUAGAAACAGGCAUAAUGGUACUUUGUAUGCAAUUAUCGGCGGUACAUUAGGAGGAGUUAUUCUUUUGGGUGCCUUGAGUGCAAUUGUAGUAAUUUACAAAAAAAGUCGAAUCAAACAAAAUCGUGAAUCUUCACAAAAUGAAGGCAAAUCUAUAGCGAAUGGUUUAGUUAUGAACGGUAGUGUGACAGAUUCUAAGAUAAACAUCACAUCGAAUCCUCUUGCUGUUCUUGACACCUCGGAUAGUACAAUUCAACCGAAGAACGGACAACAACUGUCAAUGGAAAUGACAUCAUUUACAAAUGGCCAGGUCAACAACAUUAUCAAUGGAAACGAUGGUUCCCUUACAAGUUCUGCUGGAUUCAACGGAUCCAAAGCCGAUAUCACACAAUCAUCGAUGGAUUGAUCAUACUCUAUUAGCAUUCAACUAGACUUGAUUUCAGUAAAAUAUAUUGCGGUAUUUUGCAAACUUUUUAUUUAAGUUUUAUUAAGUCAGUAAUUAUUAUUAUUUAAUACAAGUAAUCUGUGUUAAUUGAGAACGGCAGCUUCUUGAAAAAGUUAGGGUGUAUUUAAAUUUAUAUAUAAACAUGAAAUGUUCUUCAAAUUGUAUAUAAUGAAAAUGACUUAUUUUUUAUUAUAAAAGCGACUUUAUACAAUCGCUCAAUAUUACAAUUGGAACAAAACUACACGAUAGUACAUGACACUAAUAUAAGUUAUGUUUAGCUUUAGUUUUGAGUACAGUAUUGAGAUUAGUUUUGUAUAUGAUUGGAAAAAACAGUCACUAACAGUAAAUUUAGUGCCUUGUUAGAAGUACCUCUUAAAUUCGUAUAAAAAUAAGUAAAAAAGUUUUAAGUGAUAAUUUGGUUGUGCCAAGACGACAAUCGAUUUAUAAUUGCCAUUAUAUUAUUAUAACUAUUAAUAUUAAUUAUUAUUACUAAUGACAUUGGCGUAUACUGUAUUUUAGAAAAAUCGAUGAAAAUUUUGUAAAUAUCUAUGCAACAAAAAAUUUAUUUUUUAAUCAUUUUUUUAAAUUUAUAGGCGACUCGUUCAAAAUAUUUAUUUUAAUCAAUUUAUGUAAUUGACAAUAUUUGAACUUUUAAAUUCUAGUAGAAAAUUUAAAAGGAAGUACGAAUAGAUGUGUAAUAAUGAAUCUAAACCAUUUAAUAUUUGGUAAAAAAAAGUGCAUUAAAGUUUUCUGAUGCGAAUAAAGUUGUAUAUAAAUUUUAAUUUCAUACUGAAAAUUCAUUAUAUAUACAGUAUCUGUGCCUUUUGCAUCUUGCCUAUAAGUAGAGUUAUCCUUUACAUAUAUAUAGUUAUUUAUAUGAAUUAUGUACUUAAAUUUUUUUAAUAAAAAGUUUUUAUAAAAUGAA